Artibeus jamaicensis (Jamaican fruit-eating bat) is the source of this 2054-nucleotide messenger RNA. RefSeq names its product aurora kinase A (gene AURKA). Bases 154 to 1371 code for a protein of 405 amino acids. Gene Ontology annotation, cellular component: chromosome passenger complex; spindle midzone; spindle pole centrosome. Lineage: Eukaryota; Metazoa; Chordata; Mammalia; Chiroptera; Phyllostomidae. Gene Ontology annotation, biological process: mitotic spindle organization; protein phosphorylation; regulation of cytokinesis. The record is from RefSeq and is a predicted model, not a curated record. The transcript is spliced from 9 exons. Gene Ontology annotation, molecular function: ATP binding; protein kinase activity.
UAGUGGGGGUGGGGAGGCAGACGACGAACUAGCAAGAUAACUUCCAAUGGUGCUGAGCUUACGACAGUAAUAAAACAGCGAUGUGUGCGGUUUACCGGGGGACGGAACAGCCAGGGAAGGCCCUUGUCCUGGCUAGGUGGAUGAGUGGGCAUCAUGGACAAAUCGAAAGAAAACUGCAUUUCAGGGAUGGUCAAGCCUACAGUUCCGCCUGGUGACGGCCCGAAGCGCGUCCCGGUGCCUCAGCAGUUCCCCCCGCAGCACCCCGUAUCUGCAAACAGUGGCCAGGCGCAGAGGGUCCUGUGUCCUUCAAAUUCCUCCCACCGGCCUCCUCCGCAAGCACAGAAGCUUGUCUCCAGCCACAAACCGGUUCAGAAUCUGAAGCAGAAGCAGUUGCAGGCAACCAGUGCCCCUCGCCCCGUCUCCAAGCCACUGCAUAACCCGCAGAAGAGUGAGCAGCCCCAGCCAGCUGCCCCUGGAAAUAAUUCUGAAAAGGAACAGGCAUCGAAGCAGAAAAAUGAAGAAUCAAAAAAAAGGCAAUGGGCUUUAGAAGAUUUUGAAAUUGGUCGCCCUCUGGGCAAAGGAAAGUUUGGGAAUGUUUACUUGGCGAGAGAAAAGCAAAGCAAGUUCAUCUUGGCUCUGAAAGUCUUAUUCAAGGCUCAGCUGGAGAAAGCAGGCGUCGAGCAUCAGCUGAGAAGGGAAGUCGAAAUACAGUCCCACCUCAGGCACCCAAACAUCCUCCGGCUGUACGGCUAUUUCCACGAUGCCACCAGAGUUUACCUAAUUCUGGAGUACGCGCCCCUCGGAGCCGUCUACAGAGAACUCCAGAAGCUGUCCCGGUUCGAUGAGCGGAGGACCGCCACGUAUAUCACAGAAUUGGCAGAUGCCCUGUCUUACUGCCAUUCAAAGAGAGUUAUUCACAGAGACAUUAAACCAGAGAAUCUGCUCCUUGGAUCAGCUGGAGAGCUUAAGAUUGCAGAUUUUGGGUGGUCCGUACAUGCCCCGUCGUCCAGGAGAACCACCCUGUGCGGCACACUGGACUACCUGCCGCCUGAGAUGAUCGAAGGCCGGAUGCACGACGAGAAGGUGGAUCUCUGGAGCCUGGGGGUUCUUUGCUAUGAGUUUUUAGUGGGGAAGCCCCCUUUUGAGGCAAGCACAUACCAAGAGACCUACAGAAGGAUAUCGCGGGUUGAAUUCACGUUCCCCGACUUCGUACCAGAGGGAGCCAGGGACCUCAUUUCAAAACUGUUGAUGCACAACCCCAGCCAGAGGCCGACCCUGAAGGAAGUGCUCGAGCACCCCUGGAUUGCCGCUAACUCCUCCAAACCGCCGAGCAGCCAGAAAAACAGAGAGUCAGCCGGCAAGCAGGCUUAAGGCUCCUGCGGGGGAGGACCCUGGGAGCCCGGGCUGCUGUGGGACCCGCUGGAAACACACCUCUUGACCUGCCUUGACGCCGACGGCCUGCCUGCUACCUGCAGCCCUGUGGAGAAUAAAUAUAUGCACGUUAUUUUACUGAGCAGGCCGUACGUCGUGCUCCCCACCGGAAGUUCCACCUCAGUAAACGUGCCACUGAAGUAAAAGUCGCCACGAGAAUUGUGCUGACUUCACUGGUUUCAUCAUCACGAGGCGAGGUUCAAGGGCAGCCGCCCUGCAGCCUGUUUGGACUAAGGCAUCCUUGCCAAAGGUGACCUGGAGCCCAUGGUGGCAGUGGCCCCUGUGCUGUGACCCGGUCGGUACAGCGCUGUGCAAUAACCUCCCAAGUUCCUGAGCGUGUGUGUAAUUUAUUGGGUGGCCACACCUGGGAAAGCUGUCGGAAUGAGUAUGUGACUUUUAAAUAUUAAAAUAAAGAGAUGUGCGUAGACUGUGUCCUUCCGGAACGCUCUGUCGCCCCUACACCUGCCGUCUGGUCCUCCCUAACCACUCAUCUUUUGUCCGAGACUGUAAACUGGGGGCACGUGCUCUACCUCCAUCGCGGGACUUGCUCGGGACGCAGAGGAGACGUGUGUUCCGGCCAGUUCUAAAUGUUCAGGGCUUUUACAAAAUGUUGAUGUUUUACA